CCUUUCAAAAUAUGCCUCAUUUUCGACUGGAAACGAAUGUUCCUCAAGAUAAAAUCCCUGCUGAUUUUUCUUCAAAGAUAUGUGGAAUUUUAUCAAAAUCUUUGGGUAAACCCAUAAAUUAUUGUUGUGCAACAGUCGUUGGAGGAGUUGAUAUGUCUUGGGGAGGUACUAAGGAACCUGCAGCACAAGCCACUCUAAUGAGCAUUGGAUCAUUAGGAGUGAGAGAAAACAAAAUUCAUGCUAAAGCCUUAUUUGAAUGCGUUUCUCAAUAUAUUGGUGUUCCUGCAGAUAGGAUGUACAUUUGCUUCAUUGACUCACCAUCCAGUGAUGUUGGCUAUAAUGGGACCACAUUUCAUGACAUAUUUGGCAAAUAAUGUCAUUAACCAUAUGUGUACUGUAAUUUUAUAUCAUAUUGCUGUUGGUGUAUAAAAUAGAGUAUACAUUUUCA
Molecule: messenger RNA, 448 nt
Organism: Leptinotarsa decemlineata (Colorado potato beetle)
Lineage: Eukaryota; Metazoa; Arthropoda; Insecta; Coleoptera; Chrysomelidae
Product: macrophage migration inhibitory factor homolog
Molecular function (GO): cytokine activity; phenylpyruvate tautomerase activity
Source: RefSeq, a predicted model, not a curated record